Cheilinus undulatus (humphead wrasse) is the source of this 3868-nucleotide messenger RNA. It is a transcript of the gene fut8b, whose product is annotated as fucosyltransferase 8b (alpha (1,6) fucosyltransferase). Gene Ontology annotation, molecular function: protein binding; glycoprotein 6-alpha-L-fucosyltransferase activity. Lineage: Eukaryota; Metazoa; Chordata; Actinopteri; Labriformes; Labridae. Gene Ontology annotation, cellular component: Golgi cisterna membrane. The record is from RefSeq and is a predicted model, not a curated record. The transcript is spliced from 11 exons. The coding region runs from base 734 to 2485 and encodes 583 amino acids. Gene Ontology annotation, biological process: protein N-linked glycosylation.
CACACCGGCCAUCCAGCACCCAGCAGCCAUCCAGCACAGAGCAGCCCCGACUGCCGUAUUCAGAGACCCCAGCUCUCCCAGUUCCUGUUUCCGCCGCAGCGUUUUUACACUAUAUUUUGGAACAAAAAAUCUCGACUGCCGCUGCGUCACACCCCAGCCUCCGCAGCCCCGGUCGGAUGCUGCUGGAAGCCGGUGUACCAUGCCAAGGAGGUUGACCUACUCUACAAGCUGCUAACAGCUACUUUGUGGACAUGACAGACUGCUGAACAUCAGGAUCAUCGGCUUACAGAAAAUGGCUCCCCGAUAUGCACUGCUAAGAGCUGAUUUUAGGACACUACUGUAGGACAAGAAUCGCCUGGGACAAAAGGAAACAUCCAGACCGUGUGGGACUGGUUAACCAGGAGCUGGUUGAAACAAAGAGAACCUAACCUGGCUGUUGAAACACAUACUUCUGAACGUGCUCGCCAUGCUUUAGCACAAACAGGAAACGCUGGUUGAUCGCAGGAGAAACACCUACUGCCUUUUCUUCACACUCCUGAGCCACAAGCUGACAUAUCCUGCUCUCACCUGUCAUUCCCUGACCACCAUCGCUGCAAACAUGCCAACGUUGGUGCUGCGGCACUUGUGGUGACGGGGGACAGAGUGUGUGUGCACAUCCGGCAGGAAGGCCGGGUGGGUUGGUGGGUGUACAGGCACACUGACACGUGUUUUUCUGAGCCCGUGAGGCUGAACCAUGCGGCCUUGGGCGGGUUCAUGGCGUUGGAUUACCCUGGUGCUGUUGGCCUGGGGGACGCUCCUCUUCUACAUCGGUGGUCACUUGGUGAGAGACAGUGAGCACCCAGAGCGGUCCAGUAGGGAGCUCUCCAAGAUCCUGGCCAAGCUAGAGCGGCUCAAGCAGCAGAAUGAAGACCUGCGACGCAUGGCCGAAUCGCUCAGGAUACCAGAGGGUCAGGCAGAAGCCGGCUCCCUGGCUGCUGGGAGACUGCGAUCCCUGGAGGACCAGCUAACCAGAGCCAAACAGAAGAUCCACAGCUUCCAGAAACUCACCGGAGAUGGCCCAGGGCCCACUCAGGAGGAGCUGCGGAGGAGAGUGGAGAACGGCGUCAAGGAGUUCUGGUACUUUGUGCGCAGCGAGGUGAAGAAAUUGGCCAACAUCGAGACCAGCGAGAGGCAGAAGUAUGCCGACACGCUACUGCAGGACCUUGGACACCAGGAGAGGUCCAUCAUGACAGACUUGUACUACCUCAGCCAGGCAGACGGAGUGGGCGAGUGGAGAAUGAAGGAGGCUAAAGACCUGUCGGAUUUGGUCCAGAACAGAAUCACCUACCUACAGAACCCCCCUGACUGCAGUAAGGCCAGGAAGCUGGUGUGUAACAUCAAUAAGGGCUGCGGUUACGGUUGUCAGCUCCACCAUGUUGUCUACUGCUUCAUGAUCGCCUAUGGCACCCAGCGCACCCUCAUACUGGAGUCGCACAACUGGCGCUACGCACCUGGAGGCUGGGAGACGGUCUUCCUUCCUGUCAGCAACACCUGCACUGACCGCUCCGGGGCCACCACGGGACACUGGUCAGGUGAAGCCCACGAUAAGGACGUCCAGGUUGUGGAGUUACCCAUCGUCGACAGUCUCCACCCUAGACCCCCAUACCUGCCCCUGGCCAUCCCUGAAGACCUGGCCCCUCGUCUGCACCGUCUCCAUGGCGACCCCUCUGUCUGGUGGGUGUCACAGUUUGUCAAGUACUUGGUUCGGCCACAGGCGUGGCUAGAGAAGGAGAUCCAGGAGAGCACCGCCAAGUUGGGCUUCAAACACCCCAUCAUCGGAGUCCAUGUAAGGAGGACAGAUAAAGUUGGGACGGAGGCAGCCUUCCACCCUAUAGAGGAGUACAUGCUGCAUGUGGAGGAGCAGUUCCAACAUCUGGCCCGACGCGUCCAUGUGGACAAGAAACGAGUUUACCUCGCCACUGACGAUCCCUCGCUGCUACAGGAAGCCAAGACCAAGUAUCCAGACUAUGAGUUUAUCAGUGAUAACUCCAUCUCAUGGUCAGCCGGCCUUCACAACCGCUACACUGAGAACUCACUGAGAGGGGUCAUCCUGGACAUCCACUUCCUGUCUCAGACUGACUUCCUGGUGUGCACCUUCUCCUCACAGGUCUGCCGUGUGGCUUAUGAGAUCAUGCAGGUGCUUCAUCCAGACGCCUCCUCCUUCUUCUACUCCCUGGAUGACAUUUACUACUUCGGAGGUCAAAACGCCCACAACCAAAUCGCCAUCUACCCACACCAGCCGCGCAACAGCGAGGACAUCCCCUUGGAGCCUGGUGAUGUCAUCGGCGUGGCCGGAAACCACUGGGACGGAUACUCCAAAGGCAUCAACCGCAAACUGGGCCGUACUGGCCUCUACCCCUCCUACAAGGUCAGAGAGAAAAUCGAGACGGUGAAGUACCCCACGUACCCAGAGGCAGACAAACUGCUCAACUCUCAAAGGAAGUAAAUAGAAGACCUGAAAAAAAUAAAAGAAGAAGAAAUGGAGCGAGGUGAAACAUGCAGUCUCCCAUGCCAGGGAAGGAGGCUGCUUUUGUACAGAAGAGAGAGGCGUACUUAGUGCGCUAAGCUGAAGAGAAAAGAAAAAACCUGCACCCAGGGGUGAUAGGAAAGAGAAUGCACUCUGUGUGUUAAUGUGAGAGUGUGUUUGUGUGUGCGAAUGUGUGUAAAUGCCUGUGCGUAAGUCGGGUUCAUGGCAGACUUGCACCCUACCACUACUCCCCCGCCUGACGCUGUGACGUCGGCUCUGUAGAGAUGUAGACGUGAACAUUGAUUUUAAAUAAAAGCAAGAAAACAAUUAAAAUCCACACAACUGACCGAGCUUGCUCGCUCGCUCUCUCUCUCUCCCGGGACGCGCCGCCUGGGACUACUGUAAGACUGACACACCCCGGAGCUCGCUUCGAAAUCAAUGACUGAGAAAAAAAUGACAAACUGGAAAAAAGUGUUUGAUUUUUAUUUAAUUAUUUUCAGUGGUUUUGAUUCUAAUCUUGCCUUUUUUUGUUUCUUCCUCUCCUGUUUUUAUUUUUGUUUGUUUACUGAAUGUACUGUAUCCUCUCUUUGCCAUGCUCACAGCUGCCCCCCCCCUGAAAACACAACCACAUCUCCUGCUGCUGCUCCUCCACUCACUGUGCUUCCUCCAUCUCGUCUCUACAUGUGCAAUUAUUUUUUAAAAACCAUUUUGUGCUUUUUAUCAAGUGUUUUUAAACGGUCUUAAUUUUGUGUGUAUGGGGCUUGUGCAUUGUAUACUGUACAGCGUGUUUGCGUGCGUGGAUGGAUGUGCGAGAGAUAAAGCGUGCCUGUGUUGAAGUCUAAGGGGCCAUGUCACGACCUGGUGCCUGGUUUAAAUGAUGAUCAGUGUGCAUUUCUCUUAUUUUCCCGCUAUUCCUUCACCACUGAUUCAUGUUUGUGUGACCGGCUGGAGACUGGCAGUGACAGAGGCGGGAUGACUCCGAUGCCCCCCACCCACCCCAGCACUUGGAACAAUGGUGAACUCCAGUCACUCCGCUGGUGACCUCUAGUGAACAAUGGUAAGAUUAUGUGGAGUACGGUGAACUCGCGCAGACACAGGAGCCGUCCACCCAAAAAAGAAGCACUCCACUGAGAAAAUGUCCUUUUAUUGAGCAUCUUGUCUGUCCAUUUGUUUGUUUUUUUUUUACUUUUAACAUUGCUGUUUUAAAAUAAACGAAGAACAAUAUGCCUAUGUUUAAAAUGAUAACGCUAUGUCAUAUCAACCCCCCUCUUUCCCCUCUAUCAUUAAGGCUCUUUUUUUCAUAAUUUAUGUUCUCGGGCAUUGUCUUUGAUAACCACAGAUCGAAUAAACUUGAGAAACCAA